AUGCCCUUCUUGGAUGCUCUGAAGAGCAGCACUUGCAGCCUGCAAGAUCCUCCGCAGAUGCGUUCUUCAGCGACGGCUCCCAGUCUCCAUGCGAGGCCAUCUGUGGACAUCAGUUGGGCCUUGUCUGAACGGAGCUCUCCAAGGACUCCUGCGGGAUUGGUCGGCUCUAAGCCGUUUCCACGGAAGGCGGUAGAUAUUUCCUGGGCCUUGCCACCACAGCCAGCGAGAGCGCUGCGAAAGCUCGCAUCUCCAAGAGGAGUGGAGGCAGAUCCAGUUGAAAUCCAAAGAGAUGAGCGUGAGAGGAUGGCAUCGCAAAGGGCCUUGGCCGAAGAGGCUGCAGCUGCAGCUGCGGCAAAGACUUUGGCACAAGCCGAGGAAGUCUCAAGGCGCCGCGAUGAGAUGGUCGAACGCUUGGCACAGGAAAUUCGUGACUUGAAGGAGAAGCUGGCCAAGGUUGGUCAAGGUGCGCAGCCAGUGGACCCAACAGCUUUUGGAGCUCCUGCGGUCGCCACGCCCAACGGCUUUGGUGACUUUGCGCAGAGCUGGGCACUUCCAAAGGAAGGUGGACCUGCUAGCAGAGAUGGAGGCGCCGCCUUCGGGGACUCGAACUGGGGCCCUACAAUGUCCCAGCCAGGAAGUCGACAGAGCAGCAAAGGCACGCCGAAGGAUGACGGGAGCAAGCGCCGAAAGGACAAGGACCGUUCUUCCCGGAGGCUCUCUACUGCAUCCAGUGGUGGCGGUGGCUGGCCAGAUGGGCAGGCUGCUUCGUUUGCAGAUGGGUGGUCCAAGCAGAGAACACGGAGCAGUUCUGGAGAGUUGCCGGUGAAUCAAUGGGGCGCCGGAGCCGCUGAGAUGAGUCCUGCCUUCCAAAAAUCCGGCUCUUGGGACAGGGGCCCUGCCUUGCAAAGAAGUGGCUCCGGGGACAUGCGACAGACCCCGACUAUGCAAAGAAGUGGCUCUGGGGAAAUGAGGCAGACCCCUUCUUUGCAAAGAAGCGGCUCUGGGGACAUGCAUCAGACGCCCACGUUGCGAAGAAGUGGUUCUGGGGAUGUGCGACAGACUGCCAUGCAAAGAAGUGGCUCUGGAGACUCACGACAGACGCCCACGAUGCAAAGAAGUGGAUCUGGAGACAUGCGACAGACCCCUACUAUGCAGAUAAGUGGGCCUGGAGAUAGGCAUGCUGAAGGCAUGAAUGAUGAGGCGUGGGCAAUUGAAGAAGAUCGACUAGAAAAGUAUCGCUCUGUCUUUGUCCGGGCGGACCUGGAUGAGGAUGGCUUCGUGGAGCCAAUGGAGGCAAGGGAUGUCCUGGCGAAGGCCAACUUGCCUGAGGAAGACAUGGCACGGAUCUACACACUGGCAGAUCUUGAUCAGGAUGGCCGCCUGAGUGAGGGCGAAUUUAUUUGUGCCCUUCACCUGGCUUUCCGUCGAAGCAAAGAGGGAUUGAUGCCAUCCGAGCUUCCCGCACCUUUGCUGGCACUUGCACAGCGAUCGACGGAUUGGUCCGUGAAAGCGGAGGAGCUGGGACACUACCUUCAAAGUUUCCAACGGCUUGAUGCCCAAAGUAAAGGCAUUGUGGGACAAGAAGAGGGGCGGGAGAUCUUCGAACAGAGCGGACUACCAGUGCAAGAGCUUUCGUUCAUUUGGCAGCUUUGCGAUCGAGACGGCGAUGGGAACUUGGUCUUUCCAGAGUUUGCUAUGGCAAUGGCCAUGGUGGCAAGGCGUCGCCGGGGCUGGUCCUUGCCUUCUACACUGCCGCUCGCCUUGGUGAGGUCUGUAGAUUCCUUCGGCCCGGUGAACUGGACUGUGGCUCCGGGCGAGCUCGAUGGCUACCGGACGAUCUGGAGGUCCCUGGAGCGGAGCGGCUUCGCGGACCCAGCGGCCGCCAAGGAUUUGCUCGAGCAAUCCCAGUUGCCUGUAUCAGACCUGUCCACGAUCUAUGCCAUGUCUGAUUUUGAUCAUGAUGGUCGGCUGUCUGAGCCGGAGUUCCUUUGCGCCAUGGCCUUGGUCGCUCGCCGCCGCCAGGGCGCUGCUCUGCCGGAGUCAGUGCCGCCUGAGCUGCGAGAGGCCUGCUGGUCGCAGCACGAAGAGGUGCAACCCCAGGCAACCGCAACCUGGCAGCCGAACACUGAAGAACUGACCAGGUUUCAGCAACUCUUCACUCAGCUCCAAGACUACGGCUACGUGUCGGCCGAGCGAGCACGAGAGGUGCUGGAAAGCUCCGGCCUCCCGCUGGAUGACCUUGCGAAGAUCUGGGACUUGGCAGAUGCCGGAGAUGAUGGGAAGCUGGACUUGGGUGAAUUCUUUUGUGCCAUGUCUCUGUCUGCCCGACGGCGAGAGGGCCAUGAGCUGCCGGACGCCAUUCCCAAUGAAUUGCUGCCCUUCCUGAGGCUGAGGGACACUGAGCAGGAGAUGCAGAGGUAUUUGGCGAUUUUCCAGAAGUCGGUUCCCCGAGGUGCUACCAUGCCGUCUGAUCGUGCGCGGGAGAUCCUGGAGAUGUCCGAGCUGCCACCUUCGGAGUUGGCUCAGAUUUGGCGCUUGUGCGGAGCCGGCGACGGCCUGGACCAGAACCAAUUUCUAUGUGCGAUGGCCUUGACCGCCCGCCGCAGGCAGGGACAGCCGCUGCCACCAGUGAUGCCGCCGGAUCUAUUUCUUGCCGCUCAACUUGUGUAG
This is a messenger RNA of Durusdinium trenchii, 2670 nucleotides long. NCBI's taxonomy places the organism in Eukaryota, Dinophyceae, Suessiales, Symbiodiniaceae. The record is from the annotation of a GenBank genome assembly.